ACGUUGUGUGUCAUUAGAACCAAAAUGGCUUCGUGCAGUAUAGAAGACGUGCUCGCUAAAGCAGAGAGAGACGAGGCUGAAAAACUAAGAAGUAUUACAGUAAACAAAGAGUUAGAUGUCGAAUUUGACCCGGGUAAUUUGCUUGCGUUUGACAAGAACCGGGUAGAUACUCGGGAAUUUAAAGACAACAAAGGGGAAGACUUUCUACGCUCUUUAGCGAGAGAUAACACACAACUUCUCAUCAACGAGAUAUGGAAACUACCAACAGAAAAGGUUGAUGAAGUAAUCGUCGCCAAGCUACCAGAUCCAACCACACCAUUACCCAGGGAAAAGCCUGCACCGAAACCAAAGCCUCCUACAAAAUGGGAACAAUUUGCCAAGCUGAAGGGCAUUCAGAAGAAAAAGAAGACCAACAUGGUGUGGGAUGAAGUUCACAAGGAAUGGAAGAGGCGAUGGGGUUACAAACGUGCCAAUGAUGACACCAAGGAAUGGCUGAUAGAGGUCCCAGUGACUGCAGAUCCCAACGAGGACCAGUUUGCAAAAAGGAAUAAAGCCAAGAAAGAGAGAGUGGCCAGGAAUGAGUACAACAGACUCAAGAACGUCGCCAGAGCUCAGAAGAUCAAGGUGCCUGGAAUGGGGCUCGCUCCCACCCCUCAGCAGUCCAAAUCAGAGCUGGCACAAGCUGUCAAUGUUGCCAAGAUUUCCACCGCCUCUGUUGGUAAAUUCCAGGAGAAACUGCCCAAGGAGAAAACGUCCAAAAACACUGGGAAAAAGAGAAAAUUCCAGCCUCUUAUUGGUGACUUUGGUAGUGAGAAACAAAAACAGCUGGAUUUACUAAAAGUAAUGGACAGUAAGAAGCCACGGCUUGAUGUCACGAAAGCUGUGAAUAAGCAAAUGAGGGAAGAGGACAGGGAAUCUGCUCAAAAGAGCAAGAAAAGCUUUGGAAAGAAGGGACGAAAAGGAAACAUGUCUGGUAAAGGUAAAGGAAAAGGAAUGGCUGGUGGAAAGGGAAAGGGUCCCAAAGGCAAAGGACGGAAACCUAACAUGAAGCAAGGAAAGCGUUAAAAUCUACAGCAGUGUGGACUUUUUACUGUAAAAUCCUAUAUAUAUUGUACACAUGAUGUCAACGUGUCAUGUGUCAGAUAAAAACAUAACUUUGAGUGCCUUGGUGCUGGAGUUUGAAUCUGUACAAUAUGGUUGUAUUUUGAUGUUCAGAUUUACCGUCUUAUAAAUGUCAUGGAUGCAGUGCUGGACUGAAGAUAAUUUGACUUUUUCUUGUUGUAUGAUGUGAUUUAAUAUUGCCACCUGUUAUUCAUUAGUGAUUUCACAAUAAAUUUAAAUCUUCUCUGA
Messenger RNA from Rhinichthys klamathensis goyatoka, 1350 nucleotides. RefSeq names its product ribosome biogenesis regulator 1 homolog (gene rrs1). Gene Ontology annotation, biological process: ribosomal large subunit export from nucleus; ribosome biogenesis; ribosomal large subunit biogenesis. Gene Ontology annotation, molecular function: protein binding. The transcript has a single exon. The record is from RefSeq and is a predicted model, not a curated record. Lineage: Eukaryota; Metazoa; Chordata; Actinopteri; Cypriniformes; Leuciscidae. Gene Ontology annotation, cellular component: preribosome, large subunit precursor; nucleolus; nucleus. Bases 25 to 1065 code for a protein of 346 amino acids.